Messenger RNA from Pleurotus ostreatus (oyster mushroom), 1362 nucleotides. RefSeq lists its product as uncharacterized. The transcript has 3 exons. The coding region runs from base 1 to 1362 and encodes 453 amino acids. The record is from RefSeq and is a predicted model, not a curated record. NCBI's taxonomy places the organism in Eukaryota, Fungi, Basidiomycota, Agaricomycetes, Agaricales, Pleurotaceae.
AUGCGGUUGACGAAACAUAUACCCGCCCUCAUUGCCAUGACCAAGCAGCUCAUCAGCUCAUGCUACGCCAGCCAUCUUUCACCAAUUCAUACCUUCUCCCCUAAUCAACCCAGCCAUGCUCUAGUCUCAUCCUCGCAACGUCGGUUCCAGACUGCGAUGGACUUCAUCAACACCUUUCUAUCCCAAGGAUGCGUUGAUCCUACUAGUGGAAAGGCCGACAUCACCCUUUGCAUCACCAGUCGAGCGCGGACCGUCCGCUCGUUCCUACCCCUCGCGGUCGAUGUAUGGGAAUGUCAUACCUUCAACAAUCACCUCCACGAAGUCCAAAUUGUCGGCCUGAUCGACGCGAUCCUUAGCUAUACUUCCUCCGACUCGCAGCGGGUACCCCAGCGUCUAUCCAACUGCGCCUGGAUAGCGCUGAAGAAUCUUCUUCCUUCUUCUUCGAAUGUAGACUACACUACAAGCAGUUUCGUUUUCAAGUUGGUCGAGCUGAUUCGACGCGCCUUUGUCUCGACUCCCCUCCCACAGUCUUCUAGCUUUUCACGCUACAAGAACAUGCGGCUUAUGAUGCAUACGAUGGUGUUCUGUUACUCUGCGCAACUAGAUCGUGGCUACUCCAAUUCUGGGUUCCGAAGUUGCCUCGAUAUCCUCAUGUUAUGCACGCGUGGUCGAAGGCAAGGGAUGAAGAAUCUUCUUUCGCUCAUUGAUGAAGGCAUAGGAGCCAAUCAGGAUGAUACGCUCUCCCCGCUGGAUAUACUUCUGUUUGAAGUUGUGACGCAGUGCACGCGUCUUCCUUUUUUACGUGUUGCCUUAGAAGUCGUCUCCUCAUCGGACUAUCGUAGCGCUCGUGUCGUUGACAUUGCGAGGCAAUGUGUACUGCACACCUUCAUCGCAAAGGAGCUAGUGAACCCCAGAUGCAAUACUGGCAUUGUCACGUCGCAACAACAAGUCGUUAUGGCUUUGCGGAGCAUGUUCGUCAUUACUCGAGAUGUAUACAUGCUGACGACCCCCGACCUCUCCCCCCACGUUUUACCCAGAGAUGAUCGCGAACAUAUCAUGCGUUUCGCCGCAUUCCUCCUCCGCUUACACCACGAUGAGUUGAUGGCUGAUUGGGCUGGAUUCACGGCGCACUCGUCCUUGCGUGUCGACAUCGAUUUCCGCGGGUGCCCCGCACGCGCACGGGGCUGCUUUCAAGCGUCUUCCUAUUUCCCAGACCGUAUCGUUGUCCAUGUUAUCGUCCCAACGAUAUGCAAGAAGCUUGAACUCACAUUUGCUGUUGAUCUCCCCAGCAAUGUCACCGCGCGCAGGCUUUCAGCUCUCAUUCGCGACUUCGAAAGCACUCGCCUUCAACUAUUGUCAUGA